Drosophila hydei is the source of this 1597-nucleotide messenger RNA. Its product is annotated as putative phosphatidate phosphatase. The transcript has a single exon. Lineage: Eukaryota; Metazoa; Arthropoda; Insecta; Diptera; Drosophilidae. Gene Ontology annotation, biological process: phospholipid metabolic process; signal transduction; phospholipid dephosphorylation. Gene Ontology annotation, molecular function: phosphatidate phosphatase activity. The record is from RefSeq and is a predicted model, not a curated record. Bases 485 to 1498 code for a protein of 337 amino acids.
UGGCAUUUGCGCUACUCUUGAAUAAUUCUAGCUUGCUUUAUUCCGGCCUAAUUUAUCGAUGCCGUUUUUCCUUACAGUGCACACCCGCCGACUGCGAACACAAGGCGAAUUGCUUGUUGUCUAAUCUAGAGCUAAGCAAACUACUAUAGCUACUCGGGUACAUAGCUUUGAUCUAACGUAAAAUACAACUGUGGCGCAGUGCGAGAGCGAGAGCGGCACAGUGAAGGAGGGGCCUUCCAAAACAAUGUGAGAGGAGUUCCGUCGUGCAUGAAAUGAUCGUUAAAUUAAAAGAACGUUACCCACUCGAGGCCAGAUCAGUCAGCCGCUGACAACGAACCCGCAACGACGCCAACGAAUUCGUCGGGUAUAAAAAAUAAAAACCAACGAACCCAAAGUUAAUUAGACAGCAUAAAAUUUGAAAUAUUAACUAAUUAAAAACGCAUUGAGACCGGCGGCGACCCAGUGACUAGCGAGAAGCGGUAAAAUGCGGGACGGCGACAACGAAAAUAGCACAGCCCCCGUCGGCCGGACGGACAGGGAAGUGCGACGAGCCUCUGCCGCACAGCGCCAAACACUGCGACGCUUCCUCAUCGAACUACUCAUCAUUGUGGUGCUGACGAUACCCAUCUAUAUCUGCGAGUUCGCCGUGGAGCCAGUGCGGCGCGGCUUCUUCUGCGACGACGAGAGCAUACGAUACCCGUUCCAGGACAACACUGUGACGCCCGUGAUGCUGGGAGUACUGGCGGGCGGCCUGCCCUUCCUCACCUUUGUUAUAGUCGAGUAUGUCAGCUCCAUGCGUGCCGGCGAGCUCUCAUCCACGGUGGAGCUGCUGGGCUGGCACUUGUCGGCCUGGUAUGUGGAGCUGGGCCGGCAGCUAACCUAUUUUGGGUUCGGCCUGCUACUGACCUUUGACGCCACCGAGGUGGGCAAGUACACGAUUGGACGGCUGCGGCCACACUUCAUGGCUGUGUGCCAGCCGCAGCUCAACGACGGCAGCCUGUGCAGCGAUCUCAUCAAUCUGCAUCGCUAUGUAGAGGACUACGAGUGCGCCGGAGAGGGCUUCACCGUUGCGGAUAUCCGGCAGGCGCGCCUCAGCUUUCCCAGCGGACACUCGAGCAUCGGCUUCUACUCGCUGCUUUACACGGCCCUCUAUCUGCAGCGCAAGUUGACCUGGCGCAGCUCCAAGUUGAUGCGCUACUUUCUGCAAUUCGUCCUCAUAAUGCUGGCGUGGUACACCGCGCUGAGCCGCGUCAUGGACAGCUGGCAUCAUUGGUCCGAUGUGCUGACCGGCUCGCUGCUGGGCAUCGUGGGAGCCCUGCUAACUGCCCACUACAUUGCCAAGCUGUUCAGGUCCCCCUCCUUCCAAGAUGUCAGCCUAGGCGGCACACUGCGCCGCGAGGACACCUCGGCCACGCUACAGGAGGUCUGCCCCAGCACUCCUCCUCCAUACUGUGUGAAUAACAGCUACAACGACGAUCAGUAUUGCACCAAAGUAUAGGCGGAUCGCCGAUCGCCGAUCGCCGAUCGCAAAGCGGAAACUUGUAAUUAAACAUUCCAAAUCAAAUAAAGUACGGCGUAACUGAAAAUAUUUGAGAAA